Molecule: messenger RNA, 897 nt
Organism: Penicillium macrosclerotiorum
Lineage: Eukaryota; Fungi; Ascomycota; Eurotiomycetes; Eurotiales; Aspergillaceae
Exons: 3
Coding region: 1-897 (298 amino acids)
Cellular component (GO): cytoplasm
Molecular function (GO): oxidoreductase activity, acting on the CH-OH group of donors, NAD or NADP as acceptor
Source: RefSeq, a predicted model, not a curated record
AUGGCCACCACCAAAGUUGCUUUGAUCACAGGCGGAGCCAGUGGAAUGGGACUGGCCGUCGCAAAGGCUCUAUCAGCACGCCCUGACUGGAUUAUUCAUAUCCUGGACAUCAACGAGGAGCGCGGUGCCCAGACGGCCCAGGACUUGCCUCGUACCUUUUUCCACCGUGCCGACGUGACCAAGUAUAGCGAGCUAGGUGAGGCAUUCCAGCAAUCAUUCAAGGCUCAAGGCCGCCUAGACUUUGUUUUUGCGAAUGCCGGCGUAAUCGAGCGAACCAAUUUCUACGCUGAGCACCCCGUGGCCAACGAACAGGAUGUGACCCCGCCGCCCGAGCUAGACUUACUGUCGAUCGAUGCUGACCUGAAGGGGGUCGUUUUAACCACUUAUCUUGCCCAGCACUAUUUCCGCCACUCGCCACACAAGGGUGUCGGCGCGACGCUUGUGAUGACUGCGAGUUGCGGCGGACUGUAUCCGUCCUUCUACUCGCCUCUGUAUUCCGCUGCGAAAUUCGGCGUAGUUGGCUUCAUGCGGUCCAUCGCACAACACUUCAUCGCGGACGGCGUGCGCGUUAAUGCUAUCUGCCCGGGAAUUGUGCGCACGAAUCUCGUCGACCAGAAUGGCUGGGCUAGCUUCCCCCAGGACCGGUUCACGGAAAUGAGUUCGGUGGUCCGCGUCGUGCUCCAGCUCGUGGACGGAGGCGAACCAUCGGGCCAGGGGCUGUCCGAUACGCCAGGGUCCCACCUACCCGCAUCCAAAUUGUACGGACUAGCCGUGGAGAUCUCUGACAGCGGGGUGUACUUCCGGGAUCAGCAUGAGUUUUGUGAUGAGGGAAUGCGCGAGGUGAUGGCCGCGACGGUUCUCGAAAACCAGGUCGGUGCCAUCUUGAAUGCUGAUUAA